Molecule: messenger RNA, 732 nt
Organism: Lathyrus oleraceus (garden pea)
Lineage: Eukaryota; Viridiplantae; Streptophyta; Magnoliopsida; Fabales; Fabaceae
Product: transcription factor bHLH95
Exons: 2
Coding region: 1-732 (243 amino acids)
Biological process (GO): regulation of DNA-templated transcription; endosperm development
Molecular function (GO): protein dimerization activity; DNA-binding transcription factor activity
Source: RefSeq, a predicted model, not a curated record
AUGGUAACGAGUGUAGAUCAUGAUCAAAAUUCCGGUUCCAUCGGGGAAAGUCAAGUAUGGGGUGAUCUCACAAAUUUAGAUAACAUUGAUGGGAGUAGCAAAAGAAACUUAGAUAUGAAUUCUUUGAAUCGGAACCAAGUAAUUAAUGAAGGAGGAGUAGUGCUUGUGAAUGGAAAACCAAGUCGAGGUGGGCUUAUGAUUAAAAGUGGAAAAAAUAUUAAAAAUGGAAAAGGUAAAGGUGGAAAAUAUCGUGAUUCUCAUCAUGAAAUACACAUAUGGAAUGAGAGAGAAAGGAGAAAGAAAAUAAGGAACAUGUUUGCUAGCCUUCAUGCUUUGCUUCCAGAUCUGCCCUCUAAGGUUGAUAAGUCAACCAUUGUGGAUGCAGCAGUGAAAGAAAUAAAAAAUUUACAACAGAUUCUUGAAAAUCUAGAAAAGAAGAAGAAAGACAAGCUUAGAUCUAUGUCCCCAUUUGUGAGUGAGUCUUCAUUUGUGAUAAACUCCCAAUUGAAUUCAUAUGAAUCAACGAAAACUAUCAUAAUUGAUCAGGGGUCCUAUAGUUAUAAUAAUAAAUUUCCGAUUAGUGUAAAUGAAAGUUCAAAUAUGUUAUCGCUUUAUGCACCUCCACCGAAACAAGUAGCUUUUCAAACUUGGUCUUCUAAAAAAACUGUAUUGAACAUUUGUGGUGGCGAAGCACAAUUCUGCAUAUGUGCAACUAAGAAGCAGGGGGCUUGA